Molecule: messenger RNA, 432 nt
Organism: Aspergillus niger
Lineage: Eukaryota; Fungi; Ascomycota; Eurotiomycetes; Eurotiales; Aspergillaceae
Exons: 3
Coding region: 1-432 (143 amino acids)
Source: RefSeq, a predicted model, not a curated record
AUGUUGCUGCUGGACAGUUUGACUGCGGUUGGCACACGGUUCGUGGGGUUCGGAAGUCGCAAAUGGGUGUCGAAAACCGCUGUACCCGACGAUACGGCGAUACAAGGAUACAAAACGCCCGAAGCAAUCGGAUUUACAGAAGUCAAUCUGUGUUUCGCUGCGUGUGCUUUCAGCUAUCAACAAAAGCGGAUUGGUGUGAAACAGGAGACAGCCAAUGCGGAGGAUAAUGAAGCACUAGACCUUCACCGCGAAGCUCGCAGAGAAGGACAGUGGCAAGAGGUGAGGGAGAAGAAAGGUUAUGCAGACGCAGCCAAAUCUCGUGGUUCCGAUUCGUGUUUCGACCGCCUCAUAUCGUCAUUAGAGGGUCUGUCCGGCCGGGAAAUUAAGGUAGAGCGCUCAACAACCAACACAUUAAGACCUCUAGUCAUUUAG